Messenger RNA from Brienomyrus brachyistius, 5564 nucleotides. RefSeq names its product two pore segment channel 1 (gene tpcn1). The coding region runs from base 1609 to 4068 and encodes 819 amino acids. The transcript has 27 exons. Gene Ontology annotation, biological process: transmembrane transport; monoatomic ion transport. Gene Ontology annotation, cellular component: lysosomal membrane; endosome membrane. Lineage: Eukaryota; Metazoa; Chordata; Actinopteri; Osteoglossiformes; Mormyridae. Gene Ontology annotation, molecular function: voltage-gated channel activity; monoatomic ion channel activity. The record is from RefSeq and is a predicted model, not a curated record.
CAGUUUUUUUUUUUUUUUUUUGGCUAGAGUUGCAUCGACGGGUGCCGUGCAUAGCAGACAGUAGAAGGGUCAACAAGGUGGACUCUGUGAACGGUUACUUGCUUCAGAAAAUGGCCCAACUGAUUCGAUUUUGAUUUGUCCAUCAUCCCCCCCAUGGCGUCUCUGCCAGGGGACCCUCUGUGAGCGGCGGCCCUUUUCUGGACUGAAUGCUCUGUAUUGUUGACUGAGAGAGAAAAAAGUAGAGUUGUUCUUCAAUGAACAAACACUGUAUGCUGCAGGGCUCUUUGUUUACAGUCCUCUCGACUGCGGAACAGACAGCACGUUUAGAAAAGUUAGCCUUUAAGUGGGGUGAAAGUUAGGCAAGAUCGGUUGUACUCCUUCAGAGAGAAUCCCCCUAAGAUCGCAUGGCAUCAAGGGGCGAAACAGCAAAGCGGAUGGUCAAGAACUUUUGGUGUCGUCUUAUGUAACCACAGAACAAAAUGGGAGUCGUUCAAAGCCGGAUUUGCCUUGUGUAUCGUCGGACGCGUUCCUAGCAGUGUGUUUGGAAAUUUGAAGCGGGACGGGAAGGGAAUUAGGGAGUUGCCUUGGAAUUUGGAGUCCCCACCCUUUGUACUUGGAUCUUCUGGCCGUUCUCGCUCUCUUUUGCCUUAUGGAUCAAGCCUUACCAGUAUUAUGCAGUUUGACUCAUCACAUCAUUUCAUCGCUGAAAGUUUUUAGAUUUGGCCCCGCCUGUCCGAAUUCGGGCAUCUUUCGUGAGCGAUCCUUUACGUGUGGAAAGACGUCUUUUACCGCUUGCUUUUUAGUGACUUUAAUGUGAUCGCUUUAGGCUGAGGAUAUGCUUUAAACAUUUUUGGGUCACUUUUUAAUUCUUUUGUUUUAAAGAGAGCAAAUUUAAAGCUUAUACCAAAAUUAUUUCCGAGGCUCUUUUUUUUUGUUGCUAUUUCGUUUUGUUGUGGCCUUUCGUCACGGGAACAGAAACUGACUGAUGUGCUAUGCCUCCUGUUUUGUGUUUCCAUCUGGGCUUUGGAGGGACACCGCAGAGUGUCCUGGUGCAGUCUAGUGGCAUUGGCAGGCUGUAACCGAGAUGCCGCGUCUCAUUAAAGGUUAACCAGCUACGGGAAUAAGCUCUCUGGCAAGCUGCCUGGCUGGGAAGGGAGGAAAUAAACUGAAGAGGGUCGUUACCCCCCCCCCCCCCCCACCCGAGUAAUGGGGGAAGUGAAAGGCAGACUAUUAAACCAGCGGCAGCCUUCGUAUUGAGCGCCAGGCACAGACUCACCAGUCAGUGAGUGGCACAGAAUGUUCGGAACAGCUGAGAUUUCACACACCAUGUGGAAUACUAAUAUGGAAUAUUAACCCCCUCCCUUUUGCACACUGCGCUGGAUUCAGGCUUUAUCUUGGAGGUGCCUCUUUGAGUGAGAAGGUGCCCUCUAUUCCAAUGAACUACUCAUGAGGAUUUGGAUUCAUUUCAAGGUGUGCGUAAGACUAAGUAAGAGUGGAUGUAUGAACAGUAUUUUUCCUCGUGUCUUGAUGCCUUUUUGAGGGACAAUAAUUCCGGAUCGGCUGUACUCUAACAGCAGUGUGGUGACGAUUACACUGAAGGUUCCGGCGAUGCAGGAAGGCCACGCUGACAUUGCGAGCGUGGACCAGGCCACGUUCCAGGAGGUCCCAUUAAUGACCUCCUACUACUUGGUUGUGGGUUCUCUGGAUGGCGGAGGCUACGACGUUGUCAACAACACGGUGACCCCCACCCCGGGGCCGCCGGAAUGCCGGUCCCAGUCUGCUGGCCAGCGGCAGAACUGGGAGAUGAAUUACCAAGAAGCGGCCAUAUACCUGCAGGAAGGCGAGAACAACGACAAGUUCUUCACACAUCCACGGAACCCCAAGGCGCUGACUGCCUACCUGUUCGCCCACAACCAUGCCUUCUACAUGAUGGAGCUGACAACGGGGCUGCUCCUCAUGGUGCUAUCAAUGUGCGAGGCACCGGCGGUGCCCUCCCUGCGGCUGGACGUCUACGUCCACGCGCCCCUCGAGCUGCUGGCCCUGGCCAUGGUGGCCUUUGAGCUCUGCAUGAAGAUGCGCUGGCUGGGCCUCAACACCUUCAUUCGCCACAGAAGGACCAUGGUGAAGACCUGCGUGCUCUUCCUCCAGUUUGUGGAGGCCAUCGUGGUACUGGUCCGGCAGAUGUCCCACCUUCGGGUCACGCGGGCCCUCCGUCCCAUCUUCCUGGUGGACUGCCGGUACUGUGGAGCUGUGCGCAGGAACCUGCGGCAGAUCUUCCAGUCCCUUCCUCCCUUCAUCGACAUCCUGCUGCUGCUGCUCUUCUUCAUGCUCAUCUUCUCCAUUCUGGGAUUUUAUUUGUUUUCUCAGAAUAAGGCAGAUCCGUAUUUCAGUUCACUGGAAAACAGUAUCGUGAGCCUGUUCGUCCUCCUGACAACGGCAAACUUUCCUGAUGUGAUGAUGCCAGCAUACUCCAAAAACCGGUGGUCCUGUGUGUUCUUCAUCGUCUACUUGUCCAUUGAGCUGUAUUUCAUCAUGAACUUGCUCCUAGCCGUGGUGUUUGACACCUUCAACGACGUGGAGAAGAUGAAAUUCAAAUCGCUGCUGCUGCACAAGAGGUCAGCCAUAGAGCACGCAUUCCAGCUUCUGGUCAGCAAACAAAGGCCCAAUGGAGUGUCGCUUAAGCAGUUCGACGGUCUGAUGCGCUUCUACCGGCCACGGAUGAGCGCCCGCGACCGCUUCCUGACAUUCAAAGCCCUCAGUCGCGGAGACUCCCCCACGCUCAGCCUGGAGGAAUUUUACAACUUCUAUGAAGUCAUUGGCUUAAAGUGGAAGCCGCGGCGGAGCGGGGAGCACUGGUUUGAUGACCUUCCACACACCACUUUCCUCAUUUUCAAAGGCAUUAAUAUGCUGGUGAAGUCCAAACCAUUCCAGUACACUAUGUAUUUUGUCGUUGCGGUGAACGGCGUGUGGAUCCUGGUGGAGACGUACAUAUACAACAGUGUGUUCACCCUAUCCCAGCAGGUACCUUGGAGCUACAUAGUCUUCCUUACCAUUUAUGGAGUGGAAAUGUUGCUGAAAAUCACAGGCCUGGGUCCCAUGGAGUAUUUCAGCUCAGGGUGGCAUCUGUUUGAUUUCUCAGUCACCCUCUUCGCUUUCCUGGGCCUCAUGGCCUUGGCCUUCGACAUGGAGCCCUUCUACUUCAUCGUGGUGCUGCGACCCCUGCAGCUGCUGCGGUUGUUCAAGAUCAAGCAGCGGUACCGCAAUGUCCUGGACACCAUGUUCGAGCUCUUCCCCAGGAUGGCCAGCUUAGGACUGACUCUCAUCAUCUUCUACUACUCCUUCGCCAUCGUUGGGAUGGAGUUCUUCGCCGACGUGGUGUACCCCAACUGCUGCAACACCAGCACAGUGGCCGACUCCUAUAAGAAGAUCAACAUCACUGUGGGCAACCACACGGUCCUAGAUGAGGGCUACUACUAUCUCAACAACUUCAACAACAUCCUCAGCAGCUUUGUAACAUUGUUUGAGCUGACGGUGGUCAACAACUGGUAUAUUACGAUGGAAGGAGUGACCUCACAGACCAGCCACUGGAGUCGCCUUUAUUUUAUGACCUUUUACAUCGUCACCAUGGUUGUCAUGACGAUUAUCGUGGCUUUUAUCCUGGACGCCUUCGUCUUCAGAAUGAACUACAGCCGCAAGAACCGUGACCUCAUUGGAGACCCUGAAGACGAGAACGGCAUCAUGCUGGAAGCUGAAGUGUCACGUGAGGAGGUGCUCGCCACGCUGGAGCUGUACAAGCAGAUCUGCCCUGGAGGCUCCAACCUUCGCUCCCUGCAGGGGGUGCUGCUGAGCAUGGAGCGUGGCGGGCACUCCUCGCUGGUGUUUCUGGGCCGGAGGUCCCGCACCAAGAGCGACCUGAGCGUGAAGAUGUAUGCGGAGGAGAUCCGGGAGUGGUAUGAGGAGUACACUAGGGAGAGCCCUCUUCAUCCUCACCGGCUCCCAGACCGGCCUUUGGACACGCUAGACAACCCCAGCCGGGAGCUCACCAGCCACCCUCAGACUAUCAACUAGCACACACCCCCCCCAUGACUGAUGCACAAGCACUCCCGCGCCCCACCCAUGUUCCUCAUGUGGUUCUCCGCUCACCAGAGGCAUUAAUGGAAUCACAGGACCUGAGCACCACCCCACCGUGCCCACCCACUGUACCCACCGUGUCCUGGCUGAGGGGCAGCUCCACCCUCCAUGUGGAUGUGCAGCUCACCUACCUUACAGAAAAGGGCCAUGUGACAGCCACUCACAGGGUAAUGAGAGAGGACCUGUGUUUCCAGUUUGCUUCUAUGCAUUGCAUAUUUGACACUAAACUGAUAAUAAUAUUCCACCCACGGGAGCUAGGAGGACAGAUGCCAUUAAGUGCCUGUGCCUCUAGGGAAUUAUGGGCGAAGACCUAUCAGGUGACACUUAAAGACCAAUCAUGAGACUGCACUUGCAUAACAGCCUCGACGUAAAGAGAUGUGGACUGGGAGCGGCUCUACGGCCGGGACCAAGGCAUCCUGACCCAGUUCUAUGGUGCUGGGUCGUGUGGGUUUCAGGGCGCAUUAAGCUGACCAGCCUGUAUAACUAGGGGAAGUCCUCACACGCACACUUCGUUCAUGAGCACACCUGUAAAUUCUUAACCCCUUAACACCACAGUAUUACUUGAUAUUAUUACAAACUCCUUGUAAAAUGUUCAAUACAUGUUAUAUGCAUAUUCAAUGACUUGCAUUAUAUAUAAGUUGUUAAAGCUUUAUAAAACAAGGGAGCAACCCCAUGUUCGUUAACUUUGUAGUCACUUAUGUUCAGGACUACAGACUUGCUGUUCACAUGAUGUUUUCACAGCGGUUUAGUUUCUCCCAUGUCUGUUCCAUUAAUAGAGUUAAUAAGUCCUCCAUCACAUCCAUGAGUCUUGUGUUUAUGCUGAUACAGCAGCUGUCUGAUUACAGCUUUUUAUGGUUAUUAUGCCACAGUUGAUCUGAUUAGGCCAUCACACCACAAGAGGGCAUCAGCAUUUUAAUGAUACCUUAAGCAGAAGCCCUUUUUCAACCAAGAGCCAAUUGGUCUGUCCUACAAGUUUACUGGGUAGUAUGGGGAGUCCUGGAAUUCUUCUACAGUGUAAAUGUUUGCUGGUGUUUUAUAUUUAUUUUUUUUCUUUUAUUAUGUGGCCAUGCAAAUGGUGAGGUGACAGUUUAAGGUUAGAGAUCCAGUCCUUGGUCUUCACUGAUUCCCAUUCUAAGUGCAUUUAGUAUUUUUUGUUAUCAAGCUUUCCGAAUGACCAUACAUACUCGGAGAUGUACGAAGGGUAAUUAUUGUUCACUUAAUCGCUCAUUUAAAAAGCAACAUUGUACUCGUAACAAGGAAAAAGAAUAUUUUAACUUGUUAUUCUAUGUUAUGUGAUUGUAUAUAAAUUGUGUCCUUACUCAGGUUCUGACGUGGUAACUAAAAUCAGUUAUUUUGCAAACCAAGUUUAUUGUAAACGAAUGUUUUACUUUAGGUUAGAACUUACGCUGUAGACCCAAUAAAAGUAAACAUGA